Elgaria multicarinata webbii is the source of this 2376-nucleotide messenger RNA. It is a transcript of the gene CDR2L, whose product is annotated as cerebellar degeneration related protein 2 like. The record is from RefSeq and is a predicted model, not a curated record. Lineage: Eukaryota; Metazoa; Chordata; Lepidosauria; Squamata; Anguidae. Bases 644 to 2035 code for a protein of 463 amino acids. The transcript is spliced from 5 exons.
CCCGCGCGCCCAUGUCUUUUGCAUGGAUUUUCUUGCAGCAGUUCCGUGCUAGAGGUCUCCACCGAGCUGCACAAAUAGGAACUGGCUGUAUAGGAAGGUUGCUCUUCCUUUUGUGCAUCACCCAGCUAACUCGGUGCAAGUAAGAGCCCUGCAGUCUUCGGAUUCUGAUUUCCACCCAUAACAAAGGCAAAUUAUCUAACCGCCCCUUCCAGAAAGCAGGAAUUUUUUUUUUUGACGUAGAGGACAAUAAGGCCGGGCAGAUUCGUACGCCACAUCUCUGGCCCUUCUGCUCCCUCCCUCGCAAAAGGCAGAUGGAAAGAGAGCGGGAAGGUGAUGACAGAGCUUGGAGCCUGAUACCACUGCAGCAGCACUGAUCACAAUAGAACAUCUGCAAAGCCAUUGUCCCAACCUCAGGUCUGCUCAAGAUCAGCUCCACUGGCCCAUCUUGGCCGAUCGCAGCCUUAAAAGUCCGGCAACUGGUUCCUGCCUUCAUCAGUUGGUUUCUUGGAGAAUAUCCCCUCUGCUCCCCUUUCCCCACGGCUGGUCUUUUCUCACCCUUGAUUGUAUCUCCGCAGUAUUCUCUUUGAGAGCUCAAUCUCGCUUUGCUUACAGCUCUGUUUUGGAUGUUUGCGGAACAGAGCUAAUGCUGAGUGCGGACAGGAUGGAAGAGUUUCAGAGUGAGGAAGAGGAACCCUGGUACGACCAACAGGACUUGGAACAAGACUUGCACUUAGCAGCUGAAUUGGGGAAGACACUGCUGGAGCGCAACAAAGAGCUGGAGGAUUCUCUGCAACAGAUGUACACAACCAAUGAGGAGCAAGUACAAGAGAUAGAGUAUUUGACAAAACAGCUGGAAAUGUUACGGCAUAUGAAUGAACAACAUGCUAAGGUCUAUGAGCAGCUGGAUAUGACAGCACGGGACCUGGAACUGGCCAAUCAGAAGCUUGUGCUGGAGAGUAAGACAUCCCAGCAGAAGAUACAAUGCCUGACAGAAACCAUUGAGGGGCUGCAGAACCAAGUAGAUGAGCUACAAAAGCAGGUGGAAGAGUUGCAGAGCCUAGACCAGCUGCGUGUCCGGCGGGAAAAGAGAGAGAGGCGCCGAACCAUCCAUACAUUCCCUUGCCUCAAGGAGCUGUGCUCAAGUCCCAGAUACGAGGAUGCUUUCCAGAUUCACAGCUCUUCAAUGGAGUUCAGUCAGAUGCCUUUGGAGCGAGAGAAUGAGCGACUGCAAGCAAUGGUAAAUUCCCUCCGGUCCCAAGUCAACCAGGAGAAGCAGCGUAAGGAAAGGGUGGAAAGAGAGUACUCAUCUGUCAUCCAGGAGUACUCAGACCUUGAGCAGCGGGUGUGCGAGAUGGAGAGCUGCAAGCUGCGCAUUAAAGAGCUGGAAGCAGAGUUACUGGAACUCCAGCAGAUGAAACAAGUCAAGAAGUAUCUCCUCAGUAGAGAGGACAACCUGUCAGAAGCACUUCUGGAGCCCUUAAACAAUGCCCCAGAAGCCGACUACAUUGACCUAUCUGAGGAAGAUGGAGGUAAACACCACGAAUCCUCAAUGGCAGCCUCCCCAAGCCACCCUGUACGAAAAAGCUGCAGUGAUACAGCCCUCAAUGCCAUUGUGACCAAGGAUGCUGUGAGCCGCCACGAAGGCAACUACACACUCCAUGCCAAUAAUGUACGCAAGAGGGGGAUGUCCAUCCUGAGGGAGGUGGACGAGCAGUACCAUGCCCUGCUGGAAAAAUAUGAGGAGCUCCUCAGCAAGUGCAGACAGCACAAGGACAGCGUGCGCCAUGCUGGCGUGCAAACCUCCCGCCCCAUCUCUCGCGACAGCUCCUUUAGAGACUUCCGGGGAGAGGGUUAUGAGCUAGAUGAGCUCAAGACAAUGGAGAAGAGCCUUAGCAAACACGUGGAUGCUGUGGACAAGAGGCUUGAGCAGAGCCAACCAGAGUACAAAGCCCUGUUCAAGGAGAUCUUCUCCCGAAUCCAGAAGACGAAAGCAGACAUCAACGCCACCAAGGUGAAAAAGAAGACCAGCAAGUGAAUCCUACCAUUUUUGUUUCACGUCAUGUACAAAUGCAGCAUCAAGCUCUUCUCUUUAGCCCCAGGAAUCAUUAUAUGGCCUCCUGCCUCCAAGACCUGGAAGCUUCUCACAUUGAUGUCUUGCAGAGAAAGGGAGCCUCUUGGAGAGUUUUGAGAGUGGGAAGAGCCAAAGCCCACAUUCCUUAAGUCAGUGCUUCAAGCUGCCUGGAUCUGAAUGUGCUGCAAAAGCUGUACAUUGUAGUUGUAGUUGGUAUCCAAGGUUUUAAAAGGAAUCCCUUCACAUCGCUGCAGCAGCCAGAAAUUACAAGCAGGAAAUUUGACCGACCAGCCACAACCUCGCUU